AUGGACACUGCCUCCCAUGCCAGCGCCAACGACGACCGGUCGCUCACGCCCGUAAACACCGCCACCACCACCACCUCCGACAACGACCCCAACUCGCACAAGUCUGGCUACUCGUCGCCGAGCCGGGUACAGAAAAAGUCCUCGACGACAUGCACCACGUGCCGAGCAAGAAAGGUCCGCUGCAACGGCGUACGCCCCAUUUGCUUCAAUUGCCAACGCCUGGGCUUCCCCUGCUCGUACGACGACGACGCUGCGGAUCCGGCAGCAGCGGCCGCGGCCUGGAGUGCCGCGCUGCCCAAGCGCAGGGUCAAGCAGGCCUGCCUGAGCUGCCAUUCGCGCAAGGCUCGCUGCUCCGGACACAUGCCCGCCUGCGAGCGGUGCAGGGCCCAGGGCAUCGAGUGCGUGUACCGGCCGACGAAGCGGGCCAGGAUCAUGAAUAAGAGCUUCAGCGCUGGCCGCCAUAGUCCACAGAGCCACGACGAGGAGCGCGAUGAGAUGCAUGAUAGCGACCCUGGCUUUGGGGAUCCGGCUGGCGGCGGCAUGGCAACACCCAACUUUGGCUCGGGCGACGCUCCCCCAAACGGCUCGGCACCGGAUGACUCGUUUGACGCCUUGAUAGGACGCACCUUUGAGAAAUUCUUUCGACACGUGCACCACAUACCCAUGUACUCCUUCUUGCACCGAGCGUCACUCAUGGAGCAGUAUCACGCGGGCAAUGUAGAACGGCCUUUGUUGCUGGCCCUCAUUGGAAUCACCUCUUGCCUGACGGACAUGGGCCCGGGCAUGAGAGCGUACGGUGCGAGAUGCAUUGACGAGGCCGAGUCGCUCAUCCUGAUGGACUACGCUCGGCCGUCCACGAUAAAGGUACAAGCGCUAGUUUUCAUGAUCAAACAUAGAAUCUUGUCGAACCGUUUUCAGAGCGCCUUCAUGCUGCUGGGCAUCGCCGGGCGAUGCUGUGCAGCGCUACGACUUAACUACGACGCUCCCAGCCUCUGCUUCCUCGCCCAGGAAUCGAGACGAAGACUCAUGUGGUCUAUAUACUGCAUCGACUCGGGACUGUCCGGCGGCCAUCGUGACUUUUCUCUCUGGCGGGUGGAGCGCAUAUUCGUCGGCCUGCCAUGCAACGAGCGCAACUUUGAAUUCGAUCUGCCCCAGGAAACUGAGCAGCUCAUCCCCGAGCCGGGGCAACCACAGCUACCGCAUGGCGAAGAUGUCGGGUCUCUGGCCUUGCACAUCCGCAUCCAGCACAUCCGUCACAAGAUUGCCGAGUUCACAAAGGACGCCCUCAACAACCCGACAGUACGCCCCAGCAAUCUACAAACGAAGGUCCUCUCCCUCCACCGCGAGCUCGAAGACUUUGCCGCCCACCUUCCCACCUCAUUCCAGUUCUCCGAAAGUUCCCUCAGACUACGCGCCUAUUCGCCGAGGAUAUGUGUCUUUGUCAUGAUCCACGUGUGGUGGCGCCAGUGCCACUGCGACCUGUACCGCCUGGGACUGAUUGGCCUGAGAGAAGCCCUCCCGCACUCGGCUCUCGAAAAGUUUGACUCGAGUUUCAUUGAGCAUUGCCAGCGUCAAUGUGUCGACCACGCCAUGGCCAUGGCGAGCAUAUUCCAAUCCAUGCAGAAGCUCGGCGCGAAACCAGUCGCCGACCUUGACCUCGCGAUCUGUGCGUACCAGUGCGCGCGCAUGCUCAAGUACGCCUACCACGCCAACUCGGGCAACCUAAACCUCUCGCCGGAAUCGGUCAUGGAGCAGUUCAACGUCUGUCUGCAGUGCGUGAGGGACUGCUGCAUGGGAACUGCGGCCGCUGGUAUUCGUGCGGACCUGGAGAAGCUCAUCAGUCAGGGGCUGGGGCCGAGGAUCACACCAUCACGACCCAGCCCGCCCCCUGACCCGAAUCGGAACAGAAGCUCGGGCAGAUUCCCUGAUGAUGGGGCAAGUAAUCAGCCUGUCCGGCAGAUCCCCGUGAAUAAUGGCAACAGCCACAGGAACGGCGGGUAUAAUAACAGCAACAAUAAUAAUGCGAACAACAGCAUCUCGAAUGAUGUUGUCAUGGCUUCUGCUCAAGAUGCUGCAGCAGCCAACUCGGCGCCGCAGGAAACGUUCAACGUUCCACCCGCCCAGAUGCUGCCCAUGCAGACGAACAUGAUGGUCUCCCCUCAGAACUGGGGCUCGCCGGUGGGCAACGCUCCCUCGGAUGCGCAGCAAGACUCCAUGCCCAAUGUCCAGCAUCAGGAAGGCCCGCCGUCAGAGCUCAACAAUGCUUUCGAGGGUGCCAUGGAUGGUCUUGGACUGGACAAUGGCUUGGACUACGCCAUGGGCAUCGACGUGAACAUGUGGACCCCUGGACAGAAUAACGAGUGGCAGGCCCCCAGUGGCGACUUGAACAUGAGCGGUGCCGGCGUCGGCGUCUAG
Molecule: messenger RNA, 2415 nt
Organism: Emericellopsis cladophorae
Lineage: Eukaryota; Fungi; Ascomycota; Sordariomycetes; Hypocreales; Bionectriaceae
Product: putative transcriptional regulatory protein -like protein
Exons: 1
Coding region: 1-2415 (804 amino acids)
Biological process (GO): regulation of DNA-templated transcription; DNA-templated transcription
Cellular component (GO): nucleus
Molecular function (GO): DNA binding; DNA-binding transcription factor activity, RNA polymerase II-specific; zinc ion binding
Source: RefSeq, a predicted model, not a curated record